AUGGGUGUCAUGGCUUGUCCUAAGGCGGUAGCGUCAUGCUUGGCGAGCUUCGUAAAGCAAUAUUGGGUGUUUAUUCGAUACUUAUGGUCUCUGAUGAAGCGACGAUCGAUGUCUCGAGAAGAUUUCCAAGUGUCUCUGGCUCUGUAUGUUUUGUAUCCCGCGUUACUGUGGCUGUUUCUCAACGUCUUUCAUGGACUGUGUGGGCUUGAAACCUAUGAUAACAAAGUGGAAGCGAUACAAGCAUGCAAAUCAUUAUAUUUCUGGUUCUGCUUCCUCAUGAGAAGUUACAAAUUGGCAAUCAUUCAUGUGUAUGGGAUAGAAAAACAAGGGUCGGAUCGAAAUCUGGGAAGGGGUUUGCGAAGAAGUACUGCAAACGAUGAGGGUAUUAGUCCAGCAAGACUAAAGUGCCAGACAUGGUUCCAUCUUAGUCAGGAAAUGACGCUAGUUGGUUGGGUAGUCUUCUUGCUGUUGAUCUGUUUACCAGUCUUGGCCUUUUGGUCAAUGUUCUUGUCCAUACUGGUGACAGUCUUCAACAUUCUAGUGUUGAUCAGAAGGCUGUGGAUUACAGCGCAAAGGCGAGAGGAUGCUGCCAAUAUGGCGAGAGACGAAGAGGCGGACGAUGAAUUCCAAGAGUUUCUUUCAAACUUUACGGAUGAAGAUCCAGGAUGGUAG
Messenger RNA from Cylindrotheca closterium, 672 nucleotides. Lineage: Eukaryota; Bacillariophyta; Bacillariophyceae; Bacillariales; Bacillariaceae. The record is from the annotation of a GenBank genome assembly.